Molecule: messenger RNA, 3390 nt
Organism: Closterium sp. NIES-65
Lineage: Eukaryota; Viridiplantae; Streptophyta; Zygnematophyceae; Desmidiales; Closteriaceae
Source: the annotation of a GenBank genome assembly
AUGCCGUGCGUUUCAUCCAGACCCACCUGGCUUGCUCUUCCGUACGGAGCCCUAAUAGUAGCCAUGGGUCAGCAGCAAUCUGCAUCCCGCCGUCAUCCACUGACAUCGCGCCAGUUGGCGGAAUCAGGAAACAAUGUGUCCAAGGCGGUGCGGCAGCACGUGCUGCAGGGCGCAGCGAUUGCCGGCAACCAGCCAGACCCGUUGAAUGAAAGCCCGAGGUCGGCCGCAGCUGUUGCAGCGGAUGAUCCUUUUUCCGCAAGCGGCGGGUUGAUCGGAGGAGAGAGGUCGGCGGGGGAUGACAGCGCGCGUGGAAUGUCGGAGGUGUGCGGAAUGUCGGUGCUGGAGGCGGUGGAGGGGCUGUCGGAGGCGGAGUUGAUCGAGUUCCGCGACUGGAUGACCUCCGCGUGGCGAUGCGCCAAGUGCGGCAACGAGCGGGAGGACUGGACGAGGCGGCAUCGCCUGAGAGCCAUCUUCGACGCCGUGGGCAUGCACCAACCGUCCUCUGCGCCUCUCGCGACAGAACAGCCUGCCUCCUCCUUGACUUUCCCCGCUCCGCCUGCUCCGCGCAGCCCUCUGCUUUCCCCCACUCCCUCCGCGACGCCGCCAGUUCCCCCCCGGCGUCCGCCAAUGGGCAGUAACCGUCUAUCUCCCGCCAAUCCAUCGGCCCUCCCGCCCCUGUCCCCCACGUUCGGGUCGAGCUUAGAAGCUCAUCCGCGCUCGUUCGGCAGCGCGGAGGCCCACGGAAAGGCGCACUUCUCCCCGCACUCCGCGGCCGCACUCUCGCGCGCGCGCGACGAGGACGCGCAAGGCGCUACAGAGCAGGGGGGAGCUGGUAGCGGGCUGGCGGAAUGUACAGAGAAGGAGGCGGACGGGGGAACGGGAAUGGCAGCGGGGGAGGCAGCGGAGGCGCGGACGGGAUACAAGCUGUGGGGGCGCAAGGGCGGCAGCAGCCGCAACACAGACGCGCUCGCGCUCGCGUCACUCUCCGCCGCUGCAGCCGCCAGUGUGGGGAGUGGUGGCGGCGCUUCUGCUGCUGGUGGCGGGUUGGGUGGGACGGGCGGGGGCGGCAUGCGCCCGCCGCCGUUGCGGCGCACUGUCACCGCCACCGCCGCCAUGACCUCCUCCUUGCUCUCCGCCGCCGCCGCUGCCUUCGCGUCCCCCGCGCACGACCUCCGCCCCGCGCAGUCCUCGUCGGGAUCCAUUCCGCUCAACCCCAUCGUGCGCACGCGUGCAGCCAGUAACGACUCUGCUGCCACGUCAGCAGAGAGCGCAGGAGCUGUCCCGCCUUCCCGCUCGCCCGUUCUCUCCGCGGACAAGCCCGCCUCGGGGCCGCUCAAGGCGUCGAUGUCCAGUUCCGCAGGCGACGCGGGGGAUGUGCGCCCGCCCUUAGGCGCACAGCGGUUCGCGCUGGGCUUUUCCAUCCCGCGCACCCACUCCGCUUCCCGCGCGCCCGCGUCGGGCGUUCCGUCAUCCACCCCGCCACCUCCAUUACCCGCGUCAUCACCGCUGUCAGCCACGUCAGCAACUGGGGCCACGAGCCUCCAUAGGGGAUUGUCGGGGAGGUUGAAGGGCGCGCUAGGCGGGCUCGGGGGCCUGAGGCGCGCGCGGUCGGAUGCGGCGCAGCUGGCGGAAAUGAUGGCAGUGAGCGGGGACCUAGUCGGGGGGAACAGGGACGGGGGAGCGGAUGGCGGUGCCGCCGUCGGGGGGCUGGGGGAGAUUGAGCUGUUGGCGGCGACGGCAGAGGAGGGGGAGGGCGCGGAAGGCGGAAAGGGUGGCGCAGAGGGCGACAAGGGGGGGAGUGGGCUGGGCGGGCGGAGACGGCGAGGGCGGAAGAAGAGCUUGGGGCAGGUGGGGCGGAGCGUGAGUGUGCAUGCGGGGGAGCAGAGCCCGUUCGGGGCGGGGAACGGCGAGUACGGGGCCGAGGGGGGGCGCAGUGCGCACAGCAGCGGCAGCAGCCAGCAGAGCCAGGCGCUUGGGGGGGUGAGUGGAGGGACAGGACUUUCAGGCUGCCCGAUGGGGCUGGGCGCGGCAGCAGCGUCGGCAGCCGCAGCAGCCGCUGCAGCAGCAGCGCGGGAGGGCGGCAGCGGGCGGCGCCCCAUGCCGCGGUCGCGCAGCUACGAGACGGUGGCGCACGUGGAGAGCGACGGCGCGCGGGCGGGCGGAGGCGCUUGGGCGGGCCAGGGGGGCGAGCGGGGGGAAGGAAAUAAGGGGAGUCCGGGGAGGAGCAGUGGAGGGAGUGCGGGCGGGGAGGCGGGCAGGGGGGAAGCGGAGAGGGGCGAGGCGGGGAGGGAGGAGGGUGGGAAGGGGGAGGUGUCAAUGGAUCGCAAGAUGCUGCGCGCCAUCACGACGGCACAGAUGCUGCUGCAGUCCGACCAGGUGCCGCAUUGCACCACUCGUCAUGGCACUCGUCAUGGCACUCGUCAUGGCAGUGCCCAUGCCUCGGCGGGGGCGGGGAGGGUGAUGGAGCAUGUGCUGGGCGCGCUGCUGGACAUGACGGGGUCGCAGUUCGGCCUCAUCGGCUCCGUGCUCUUCCAGGCCAACGGCUCGCCCUACCUCAAGUCGCACGCGGCGUCCAACAUAGCAUGGACGGAGGAGCUGCAGGUGUGGUACCGGGACAACUCGCACAGGGGCCUGGUGUUCACCAACACGUCCAACCUGCUGGGCGCCGUGCUGCUCUCCUCCGCGCCCGUCAUCUCCAACCGCCCCGCCCUCGACCCCCGCUCCGGCGGCGUGCCCCCGGGCCACCCUCCGCUCUCCGCGUUCAUGGGCGUGCCGCUCAUUGUUGGGUCGGAGAUGAUAGGCAUGUACGCGCUGGCGAACAGGGCGGGUGGGUACAGCACGGCCAUGCUGCAGGAGCUGGAGCCGCUCACCGCCAGUGCGGCCGUGAUGCUGCAAGCGGUGCACGAGAGGAAGCGCAAGCGUGACGCUGAGCUGCGCCUGCUCUCCGUCCUCCAGGUCACUCUCUCCCCCCCCAUCCCCCCCCCCUCUUCCCCGCUCGCUUUCAUCUUCCCUUCCCCCGGUGCUCGUGGCGUUCUCUCCAUCCCUGCACUGGGGGCACGUGCCGUGCCACUUCCUCCCAUGCGUUGUCCUCUCGCUCGGCUCGCUCCUCUCCAUGCCACACCCCUUCCUCUUCCCUCCGCCUCCAUUACCUUCCACCUGCUCAAAACCCCCAUCCGCUUCCCCCUUAACCCCUAUUCUUCCCGAUCCCUGCCUUUUCCCUUCCCACCGCAUGUGCCAGGUGGCGCGGGACGGGCUGAUGACGGUGGGGGGGGACGGGCGGGUGACGUGGAUGAACGGGGCGGUGUGUGGGCUGUUUGGCAUGGAGGAGCACCACGGCCACGCGGACGCCAUGGGCGCACUGCACGUGAAGGCCUUCAUCCACUCCAUUGA